Messenger RNA from Molossus molossus (Pallas's mastiff bat), 3486 nucleotides. RefSeq names its product ERCC excision repair 4, endonuclease catalytic subunit (gene ERCC4). NCBI's taxonomy places the organism in Eukaryota, Metazoa, Chordata, Mammalia, Chiroptera, Molossidae. Gene Ontology annotation, molecular function: damaged DNA binding; single-stranded DNA binding; single-stranded DNA endonuclease activity. The coding region runs from base 7 to 2754 and encodes 915 amino acids. Gene Ontology annotation, cellular component: nucleotide-excision repair factor 1 complex. Gene Ontology annotation, biological process: nucleotide-excision repair involved in interstrand cross-link repair; resolution of meiotic recombination intermediates; double-strand break repair via homologous recombination. The record is from RefSeq and is a predicted model, not a curated record. The transcript has 11 exons.
GCGCCCAUGGAGCCGCGACUGUCGGCUCGACUGACGGCUAUGGCGCCACUGCUGGAAUACGAGCGGCAGCUGGUGCUGGAACUCCUCGAUACGGACGGGCUGGUAGUGUGCGCCCGCGGGCUGGGCGCCGACAGGCUCCUCUACCACUUCCUCCGGCUGCACUGCCACCCGGCCUGCCUGGUGCUGGUGCUCAACACGCAGCCGGCCGAGGAGGAGUAUUUUAUCAAUCAGCUGAAGAUAGAAGGAGUGGAACACCUCCCUCGCCGUGUAACCAAUGAAAUCGCAAGCAACAGUCGCUAUGAGGUUUACACACAAGGAGGUGUGAUAUUUGCGACAAGUCGAAUACUUGUGGUUGAUUUCUUGACUGAUAAAAUACCUUCAGAUUUAAUUACCGGCAUCUUGGUGUAUAGAGCUCACAGAAUAAUCGAGUCUUGUCAAGAAGCGUUCAUCUUGCGCCUCUUUCGCCAGAAAAAUAAACGUGGUUUUAUUAAAGCUUUCACAGACAACGCUGUUGCCUUUGAUACUGGUUUCUGUCAUGUGGAAAGAGUGAUGAGAAAUCUUUUUGUUAAGAAGCUGUAUCUGUGGCCAAGGUUCCAUGUAGCAGUUAACUCAUUUUUAGAGCAGCACAAACCUGAAGUGGUAGAAAUUCAUGUUUCUAUGACACCAGCCAUGCUUGCCAUACAGACUGCUAUACUGGACAUUUUAAAUGCGUGUCUAAAGGAACUAAAAUGCCAUAACCCGUCGCUGGAAGUCGAAGAUUUAUCGUUAGAGAAUGCUAUUGGAAAACCCUUUGACAAGACAAUCCGCCAUUAUUUAGAUCCUUUGUGGCACCAGCUUGGAGCCAAGACUAAAUCCUUGGUUCAAGAUUUGAAGAUACUACGAACUUUACUGCAGUAUCUCUCUCAGUAUGAUUGUAUCACAUUCCUUAAUCUUCUGGAAUCUCUAAGAGCAACCGAGAAGGCUUUUGGUCAAAAUUCAGGUUGGUUAUUUCUUGACUCCAGCACCUCAAUGUUUGUAAAUGCUCGAGCAAGGGUUUAUCGUGUUCCAGAUGCCAAAAUGAGUAAAAAAGGCAAGAUGACUGAAAAAGUGGAGAUUAAAGAAGAACAAGAAACAAAAAAGGAACUGGUCCUAGAAAGCAACCCAAAGUGGGAAGCGCUGACCGAAGUACUAAAAGAAAUUGAGGCAGAAAAUUCGGAGAGUGAAGCCCUUGGUGGUCCAGGUCAGGUCCUCAUUUGUGCAAGCGAUGACCGAACAUGUUCCCAGCUGCGAGAGUACAUUGCUAUCGGAGCAGAGGCCUUUUUGCUGAGACUCUACAGGAAAGCUUUUGAGAAGGAUAGCAAAGCUGAAGAAGUGUGGAUGAACUUCAGAAAGGAGGAUGGCUCAAUGAGAAUUACGAAAUCUAACAAAAGACCCAAAGACCCCCAAAACAAAGAAAGAGCUUCUACCAAAGAAAGGACUCUCAAAAAGAAAAAACGAAAGUUGACAUUAACUCAAAUGAUGGGGAAAUCUGAAGAACUUGAAGAGGAAGAGGAUGGCAAUGAAGGAUAUCCUAGAGACUUAUCCGGUAGCCCAGAAAGCGGCUUAGAAGAAAUUAAGCACGAGGAGUUUGAUUUAAACUUGUCAUCCGAUGCUGCUUAUGGAAUUCUGAAAGACCCCCUCACUAUCAUCCAUCCACUUCUGGGCUGUAGCGACCCCUACGCUCUGACAAGGGUACUCCACGAAGUAGAGCCAAGAUACGUGGUUCUGUAUGAUGCAGAGCUAACAUUCGUUCGUCAGCUGGAGAUUUACAGGGCGAGUAGACCCGGGAAACCUCUCAGGGUUUACUUUCUUAUCUAUGGAGGUUCGACCGAGGAACAACGUUAUCUCACUGCUUUGCGGAAAGAAAAGGAAGCUUUUGAAAAACUCAUAAGGGAAAAGGCAAGCAUGGUCAUCCCCGAAGAAAGGGAGGGCAGAAGUGAAGCAAACCUGGACCUGGUAAGAGGCUCCGUGUCUACGGAUGUUCCCGACACUCGGAAAGCAGGUGGCCAAGAACAGAAACGCACCCAGCAAAUUAUAGUGGUGGAUAUGCGUGAGUUUCGAAGUGAACUCCCGUCUCUGAUCCAUCGCCGGGGCAUUGACAUCGAGCCAGUGACCUUGGAGGUCGGCGAUUACAUUCUGACCCCAGAAAUGUGCGUGGAGCGCAAGAGCAUCAGUGACCUGAUCGGCUCUUUAAACAACGGCCGCCUGUACAGCCAGUGCGUCUCCAUGUCCCGCUACUACAAGCGGCCAGUGCUGCUGAUCGAGUUUGACCCCAGCAAGCCUUUCUCCCUCAUUGCCCGAGGUGCCUUCCACCAGGAGAUCUCCAGCAACGACAUCAGCUCCAAACUCACGCUCCUCACCCUUCACUUCCCCCGACUCCGGAUUCUCUGGUGCCCCUCCCCUCACGCCACCGCCGAGUUGUUUGAGGAGCUGAAACAAAAUAAGCCACAGCCUGAUGCAGCGACAGCCAUGGCUGUCACAGCAGAUUCUGAAACCCUCCCCGAGUCGGAAAAGUAUAGUCCCGGCCCCCAGGACUUCUUGUUAAAAAUGCCAGGGGUGAAUGCCAAAAACUGUCGCUCCUUGAUGAGCCACGUCAAGAACAUUGCAGAACUAGCCAGCCUGUCACAAGACAAGCUGGCGAGUGUCCUGGGGAAUGCUGCAAACGCCAAGCAGCUUUAUGACUUCAUUCACACCUCUUACGCGGAGAUUCUGUCGAAAGGGAAAAUGAAAAAGUGAACAAGGGUGGCUGUUUUCUUACCCCGUGGCUGCUUUUCAACUGCCCUUUGCCAGCCAUAAUAGUUCAUUAUUAAUUAUUAGCUCAGUAUUUCACCCUCUUCCAAUGUUUUUAACGAUUGUGCUGUGUCCUGGUUCAGUGGAUCAGAAGCCAAGGUUCCUCCUGAACUUUGCAUUUAAGCACCUUGUUACCUUCCUCGUGCCAGCUCUCCUCCCUCCCCUCGCCGCCCGCGCCAGGGCUCGUGUUGUUUUCAAACGAGGUGUGUCAGGAUCAGGUAGUGUUCCUGCAAGUGCUUCUGGAAGGCCACUUGUGAGACCAGCUGAAAUGUGUGUCUCCUGCACAGACUGGUAACACACAGCCGUUCUCUCCCCUGUCUGCAGAGGAGCCCCUGAGCACUGAGGAGGACGCACCUCUGCCGGUCCUGACCGGUUUCCCUCCACAUCCUCCUCAGCUGCAGACUUCUCCCCCCGGCCGCCUCGGAGGGCGCUCAUGGGGACACCCUCUCCUAUACAAGACGGCCCCCCUAAAACUGACUGAUUCCUUUUCUAGGCACCUGAAUAGAUGUAGCUGUAGCAUUCAGUUGUUCGAAACCAGUCUUUUUAAAACAAAAUGAAUUACCUAUUUACAGAAUUUUACGGGGAGGUGAGGAACCUUUAGAAUUCUGUUUCUAAUGAGAUAGUUAACCUCCUUAAGAUUUGGUUUUCCUUCCUUAAGUUGAGAUAAAAGGACUGUAA